GAGGGGGGUGGUGGGGGGCUCUAGGUGCGCGUGUGUACCACCGCAAAACCCCCGAGGUGGAGUUUGUCAAAGAUCGAAACCCGUGAGGAAAGAUUCCUCCCGGCCCGGCUGCUAUUUCUGGUGCAGUUUGAAAAUCGAUGGAGGAUAUUUAUUUCCUGUUCAUGUCGAGGUAAUUAGUCUCGCUUCCCGAACGUGCCGAUGUGAUCUUGGCGCUCCGGUCCCGCACGCCGUCUCUUUCUUCUUCCGUGACAGGAUGAGCACCUCAACAUAAGGCCAAGAGGUGCAGGGGGACGAGGAGGAGGUGGGGAGGGGGAGCGCACAUGCUCCUCCUGACCGGACACACGGACUGACCGGCUCACGUCGUCUGUUGUGCGCUGCCAGCGGCGGAAACAAAACGAGGGAUCAGCUGUCUAUCUUUCUGUGGGAUGCUUGAAUAUUUUGCGGCCUGCUCGGGUCUCCGGUUACCGCAGUGCCACUGGCGAGAGGAGGGAGAGGUGGAAGAUGGCAGAAGACGGAGAGGAGGGAGCAGCGAAAAAGCCAACGAGCGUGUGACCGUGAUGUGUGAGAACAAACCCGCCUCGGCUGCGUGAUUGUGUUUUCGUCAGAGAGGGUGACAGAGCAAGGAGGCCUGUGAACUGAGACACUGUAUUGACCGAAGCAAUCCUGGUGUCAUGGCUGUAACGUCAAAAUGAGGUGAGUACGGCGUAGUGGCUGCUCAAUUCUCAACUUUCUGCUGACGGAGUUCUUGGACUGGCUCGCUGGACCGUAGUGCGCACCAUGGGGCACUGCGCAGAACCUAUGGCACCUGCCAGUGGAGAGCUGCUUGGUGCAUAAUUGUGACAGAGUGGAGCUCUGAAGCCAGCGUUUGUGUUCUCCUGCACCUCUGCCCACACAACACAAGUUUGUUUCAUGAACGCAGAGUGAGCUGUGAAGCCUCUCCAAGCCUCCUCCACACACACACACACACACACACACACACACACACACACACACACACACACAAGAGCCUAACAUGCCUUCGCCGUCGGACUCGAGCAGCGUGGCUUCGGCCUCGGGGUCCCGGGGGUGGUCGGACAGCCGCAGGGGCAUGUCGGGCCGGGGGCCUGGUGGGGCUCGGCUGCUCCUGUACCUGGGACUGUGCCACCUGGGCCUAGGGGCCAUGGUCCUGGCCUUCUCUUUCACCAGCAUGGCCUUCACGUCCUCAGCCCGCGUGAGGCAGUCCUGUCCAUUCUGGGCCGGCUUCUUUGUGGUGGCGUCAGGGAUAGUUGGGAUAAUCUCAUGGAGGAGACCUCUGACGCUGGUGGUGUCACUGUUCAUGCUGCUGUCCGCAGUGUGUGUGAUCCUCAGCCUGGCCGGCUCCAUGCUCUCCUGUCAGAACGCACAGAUGGUCAAGUCGAUGCUCACCUGCCAGGUGGAGAACGGACUGUGUGUGUGUUGCGCACCCACUCAACCCUGCUCCAUGACGGAGGAUGAGACCCUGGUCCUCUAUCAGAUCGCUGACUGUCACUCAGUCAGACAUCAGCUGAAGGACCUUUUGUUCAGCGCGUGUGGUCUCAGCAUUCUCUCCACCAUCAUCUGUACUCUGUCCACUGUGACCUGCAGUAUCCACAUAUUCUCUCUGGACCUUGUGCACCUGCUGGCUCCACAUCGCUCUCGUUCAGUCAACCCAGAAUGCACCACUCCUCAGGACGCCUUCCUGACCAACAUCAUGGACUUUGAGGAGUUUGUCCCGCCCAUUCCUCCACCCCCCUACUACCCUCCUGAGUACACCUGCAGCUCCGAAACAGACGCUCAGAGCAUCACGUACAAUGGCUCCAUGGAGAGUCCUGUUCCUCUGUACCCCACUGACUGCCCCCCUCCUUAUGAAGCUGUGAUGGGCCAGAGAGCUGCGAGCCAGGCAACAGUGUAUGACCAGCACGGCAAUGAGCUGUCUGGAGAGAGAGGAACCUCUACUGCCUUCAGUGGAGAAGUAUCCAUGGACAGUGGAUCUCUGUUGAUGUCAGAGAUCGUGGACAUCCCCGAUGACUCCUCUCCCUCUGAGGACUCCUGUCUGAUGGAGGUCGGUCUGAGGAACCAGGGGGAGAGGGGCAACAGGACCGCUGGUGAGGGAGGAGACGGCGUAGAGGGUGGGGAGCACUUUAGCUUUCGUGGUCCCGCGGGUCAGACACCAGAGAGUCCUCUGGCAGGAGGACCAAGAGCCAGGCGCUUCAUCAGAGGAGAGAGGUCCAACUCCUGCUCUUCACCGAGCACAGCGACCACUACAUACAGUUCUCUCCUGUUUUUGCACUCCAGGUCUCCAGUCCUGCGUCGCCAGGCCAUGCUAGCCAGUAGCUGCUCCCAGCUGGAAGCAAUAGAAGUUUCCACCUCUCAACAGCGAUCCUCCAUCCCAGAGUUUCGAAUUUGCCCCUCCACUCCCUCACGCCAUGGAGCUACCCCAGCCUCCUCUGCUCCUCCGACCUUAUCCUCCCCAGCUGCCAGGGAGCAGAGUGGCGGGCAGGGUAACGGUCCACCCUUCUUGGGCCAGCUGCCGUUGUACCUUCGACGGAGGGCUGGGAAGGUCGAGAAGGAUGGAGAAGGAGUGAGAAGGGAUAGCGCAGGGCUCCUACGCCUGGUGAGGUCGCACAGUGAGCCAGGCCUCGGCUCCUCGACUGAUACAGUUGACUUUGGCUCUGUUGGCAGCAAAGCAUCAACAGGCACAGGUCCGUCCUCUGAGGCGUGUCUGUUGCCUCGCACCUCUUUGCCUCCUGCUGCAGCUCUGCCGAGGAAAGGCAGCGUGAAAUCAGCAGCCACAGGGGUGCAGGUGCCCUCUAAACCCACGCCCACCUCACCACUGCGUUUACCUAAAGACUGCCACCGUUCCCUCGGAGACCUUAAGGUGACUCGAGGUUUGGUGGCUCGCUUCCUGCAGCGCUCCAAACGCAACCUAUCGCCCUCCACCGAGUAUGCUGGGAACACAGGGCAGGGGCCAAAGAGGAGGAGUGGAACUGACGGCGCUGCCACCAACCACCUGCCCUUGGAACAAGUGUUGCUGACACCUUGGAACACCAGCCGAGGCCACCCCAACCAUCAUACCCACCACCCCCACCGCCGUGGACACCACCACUCCCACAGUGACAGUCGACACAACCGCCACCACGGCGGUCGGGCACCAGAGGGGAUCCACCUGCGCAGCUGUGGAGAUCUAAGCUCCUCCUCCUCUGCGUCGCUACGUCGCCUGAUGACACCCAAUCCACCGCAUGGGUCAUCAGGAGCUCUGUACUCAGAGUCUGCACUGUGAGGAGGAGGAGGAGGAGGAGGAGGAGGAGGAGAUGGAGGAAAAAAGGUGGAGUUGAAAGGUAUGGGAGGAAGUAAGGCAGACCUGAAAUCUUUGAAGUCCUCUCUCCUUUUCCUCUUUGAAGCCACCUGUGCAAAUGGCCUUAUUCAGUGGUGCUCUUUAUAACUCUGAACAUCAGCCUAGAGCUCACUGCUUAAUUCCAGUGAACCCGUCACAAGAUGCUCAUUUCUGGACAACCCAGUUCUAACAGAGUAAACCCACAACUGGCCGAGACACCCAACAAGAAGCAUCCUUUCUGCUCUCUCCCUCUCUCAAUACUCAUCCCGAAAACUUCUGAUCCUCAAGACCGGAGACGGACCUCAACAAGCAUUCAUGCUACAACUCCCAUGUACAUUCAGUCAAUUACAUAACUAUGGGUUGCAAUAUGCUUCUGACCCUUUUGUACAGUGCAUUUCAUCCACAGGAUUGCUCAGGUGAAGUGAUCACGAAAACCCUUAUUUUGUCUUCCAUUGAUAAAAAAAAAACAAAAAAAAACAAUGCAUCUUAAUAACCAUAUAGUUUAGCUGAGUACAAUGUAAGAUAAACAGAUGAGGAUGCACAUGAGGAUAAAUACUCUCGAAUAGAAAAUCCUUGUUGCUAAAUUUGUCUUUUUUGAAUUUGCAAUUCAGAUUCUCACUUUCGCCACGCUUUCCCACCUCCACAUUGGCCUUAAAAAACAAGGCAGCCAGCGUUUUUAACAUUGACAUCACUGCACGCCACAGACACAUGCUCAGCCUUUAAAAUGCAUUAUCUGUGGGUGGCCCCUGGACACAGUGGUUUGAUUUGCGUAUGUGCAUGUUUUUGCUACUGCCUCCCGAAUACAGCAGGAACCUUGUGCAUUCGAUCCUGAAUGUCUGUGUAACUACGUAACAUGUCCUCAGAAUGUCUUGAUCUGCAUGUUUUGGCAAUGCUUCUUACUUUUCUUUCCCUCUUGCACCCAAGACCUAUGCUAGUAGCCUUUUGAAAUGUGUUUGUGUUCAUAGAUAGCUGAAGGUUAAGGUGAGAGUCAAAGAUGUUGCAGUGCUCCCAAAGUUUUCUGCCAGAUGGCUCCAAACAUGACUUUGCAUCCUAAUUUGAUGGCGGUAAGGUUUGAAAAUGUUUCAACCUGGUUAAAGCAGCUUGAUCCUGUGAGAUAAAGAGGUGUAAAUUGCACUGUGACUCUGACAACAUGAGUCUCUUGCAAUAAACGUACGGACACAUUUUUCACGAGGUUGGACAUCA
Molecule: messenger RNA, 4534 nt
Organism: Acanthopagrus latus (yellowfin seabream)
Lineage: Eukaryota; Metazoa; Chordata; Actinopteri; Spariformes; Sparidae
Gene: entrep3
Product: family with sequence similarity 189 member B
Exons: 14
Coding region: 1013-3277 (754 amino acids)
Cellular component (GO): membrane
Source: RefSeq, a predicted model, not a curated record